Molecule: messenger RNA, 1351 nt
Organism: Arabidopsis thaliana (thale cress)
Lineage: Eukaryota; Viridiplantae; Streptophyta; Magnoliopsida; Brassicales; Brassicaceae
Gene: PSBP-1
Product: photosystem II subunit P-1
Exons: 4
Coding region: 307-1098 (263 amino acids)
Biological process (GO): photosynthesis
Cellular component (GO): photosystem II oxygen evolving complex; chloroplast thylakoid lumen; photosystem II
Molecular function (GO): calcium ion binding
Source: RefSeq, marked reviewed
GAGCAGAAAAAAGAUUUGAUCAUGGAAUGGCUUUAGAGUAAAAUACUAAAAUAGAUGGAAUCGAAGGCUUAUGAAUCUGACGUGGAACAAGAAGAAAGCGUAUCUGCCACGUGGCACAAUACAACACCUCAACAGCCUUAUCUGGACAUCAACAGAGAGAUCCUCCAAUAUCCGAAACCAACCAAUCAGCUUCACUCUUGGUUUCACCUCCAUACAUUAACACACCAACAAUCCUCAAAAAACACUUUCAUAACUUAAUCACACACAAGGAGAGAAGAGAGAAAGAGAGAAAGAGAGACAGAGAUAAUGGCGUACAGUGCGUGUUUCCUACACCAGAGCGCAUUGGCUUCAUCAGCCGCACGAUCAUCAUCUUCCUCCUCAUCCCAGCGUCACGUGUCGCUCUCCAAACCUGUUCAGAUCAUCUGUAAAGCUCAACAGUCUCAUGAAGACGAUAACUCCGCCGUCUCCCGCCGUCUUGCUCUCACUCUCCUCGUCGGCGCCGCUGCUGUUGGUUCCAAAGUAUCUCCUGCUGAUGCCGCCUACGGUGAAGCUGCAAACGUGUUUGGGAAGCCAAAGACGAACACAGACUUCUUGCCAUACAAUGGAGAUGGGUUCAAAGUGCAGGUUCCAGCAAAAUGGAACCCAAGCAAAGAGAUUGAGUAUCCAGGACAAGUCCUUAGGUUCGAAGACAACUUCGAUGCUACUAGCAAUCUCAAUGUCAUGGUCACUCCUACCGACAAGAAGUCCAUCACUGAUUACGGUUCUCCCGAAGAGUUCCUCUCUCAGGUUAAUUACCUCCUAGGGAAACAAGCUUACUUCGGUGAGACUGCCUCUGAGGGAGGCUUUGACAACAAUGCAGUGGCAACAGCAAACAUUCUGGAGUCAUCAUCUCAGGAAGUUGGUGGGAAACCCUACUAUUACUUGUCUGUGUUGACAAGAACGGCUGAUGGAGACGAAGGUGGGAAGCAUCAGCUGAUCACAGCAACCGUGAAUGGAGGGAAGCUUUACAUCUGCAAAGCACAAGCUGGAGACAAGAGGUGGUUCAAGGGAGCCAGGAAAUUUGUCGAGAGCGCAGCCACUUCUUUCAGUGUUGCUUGAGUGAAAGCAACACAACGUAACAAUGCUCUGCUUGCUUUCUUCAUUUGUCUCUUGUAAAAAAUGGAAAAUGAAACUGAGCUUUUGAGAACUAUCAAGAUGAUGUUACCUUUUCGGCAUCACUUGUGUACCUAUGAUAACAGACUCGUUUUCCAAGUUUUCUUAAAAAACAACUAUAUUCAAUAGAUAUUUUCUCAAAUUAAUAAGAUAUUGACUCAGAAAGAAGCUAUAGACUAAAUCUAAAUCCUUGAAAGCA